Messenger RNA from Hydra vulgaris (swiftwater hydra), 2800 nucleotides. RefSeq lists its product as uncharacterized. The record is from RefSeq and is a predicted model, not a curated record. Gene Ontology annotation, molecular function: zinc ion binding. Lineage: Eukaryota; Metazoa; Cnidaria; Hydrozoa; Anthoathecata; Hydridae.
GGCGGUAAAUACCGCCACUUGAAGGUGAGAAAUUUGCUAGAGUGGCGGUAAUUUAUUAGGAUGAGGCAAGCGACUUAAAACGAGGCAAAACUCGGUGAAACACAAAUUUAAAACUUAUCAUCAACAUUAAAAAAAGAAAAUGGAGUUACAUAAGGGACAAUGCUUCCAAACAGCAGCUGAAGCACAAGAAUUUAUUGCACAGUUUGCAAAAGCUCAUUGGCAUCCUCUGCGUCAAAGAAAUAGUGUAACAGUUGUGUCUUAUAAUAAGAAAGUUUCCCCUAAUAGCCAGCUCCCAUUAGAAAUCCAGUACCAGUCAUUAAACUGGGAGUGCAAGCAUUCUGGAGCAAUUAAAUCUCGAGGAAAAGGAAAGCGUCAGACUCACACUUUUGCUAAUGGAUGUUCUAUGCAAAUAACCAUAGUAUUCAAUCGUGUUAUGGGUAGUUUUGUUGUGUCAACAUGUAAACUAAACCAUAAUCAUGAUGUUUCCCCAGACUUGAUUAGGUUAUAUCCAGAACAUCGGCGCCCAUCAGGAAAGCUGGCAGAAGAUGUUGAUAACAUGUUGUCAGUAAAUGGAAAUCCAAGUCUUGUUUCACAAGUGUUACACAAGGAAGGUUUAGCUGUGCGUGUUAAAGAUAUGCACAAUCGAAAGCAAGUUCUUAUAAAAUCAGGUUCAACGUUAACUGCAAGACUGCGUUCUAUACUUGCAUUACCAAAUGUUCACUAUCGCUUUUUAGAAACAGAAGAUCAUCAAUUUCAAGGUUUGUUUUUCCAAACAGAUAUACAAAGAACAUUGUUCUACAAGUAUGGAGAAAUGAUUCAGAUGGAUGCAACUUAUAAGACAAAUAAUUAUCGUUACCCUCUGUUUACUUUGUUGGUGGAAGAUUGUGAUGGCGUUGGGCAGCCAAUUGCAUUUGCCAUAAUGACCAGUGAAGAUCAAAAUCACAUAGAAAAGUUUCUUGAAUAUUUUGCAGAAUGCAAUGACAUAUCAAAAACACAAUGUGUUGUUGUAGAUAAAGAUGUUGCUGAAAUUAAUGCCAUAAAUAAAUGUUGGAACAAUGUUAAAGUUCUUAUAUGCUAUUUCCAUGUUCUACGUGCCAUAGACAGGCAUUUAAAUCUAUUGCGCCUUGAUCAGACACAAAAUGAGUUGUGCUGUCGAUAUACACAAAAGAUGCUGAAUGCCAAUACUGAAUUGGAGUUUAAUUCAGCUGUUGAAAGUUUAAAAGAAGUACUAUGUUUUUACCAAUAUAUUGUGGAAAAUUGGAUUCCAUAUAAAGAGUCUAUAACAGCUUUUGGUCGCAAAUGUGUACGUCACCUUAGCAAUCGUACAAAUAAUCGAAUUGAGAGCUUCCAUGGUACUUUAAAGAAAUUAAUUCCUUCUUCAAGAGUUGAUAUGGAUGUAUUAGUCAACAAUUUACUGGGUAUGUCAUCUCUCAGAUCCAUGGAAUCUGUUCAUCGAGAUUUUGAAAAUACAUUAAAAAAUGUAACAGGCAACAAAUCUUCUCCUUUGGUAGAAAAAUAUUUUAAAAUAUGUACCCGGUACUCUUCUAAUUUAUUGCAAAAUGAGGUAGAGAUGGCUUGUUGUAAUGGGUAUACUAUUAACAAAAAUCAUAGCACAUCAGAGUUUGUGGUAACCAGCCCUUCUACACUUAAUGCAUAUUUAAUAGAUCUUAAUUUUAACUGUUCGUGCAAUUUUCAAAAAGAAAUGGGACUACCUUGUCGUCAUUUGUUUGCAGUAUGGAUUGCUUGUGAAAUAGACUUGUUUAGACCGGAAACAAUUGCUUCAAGGUGGCUCUUGUCUACUAAUACACCAAACUUGGCCAAUGUUUCACAAAACACUACCAUUUCUAUGUCGCAUGUUACUCCAAGUUUGUCACGUUCUUCAAGAUUCAAUUCCAUUAUGUUGUUAAUGAAAGAAAUUGCAUCGUAUGUAGCUGAUCAGCCACAGAAUUCAUUUCCAUUAUAUUACGAAAGUAUGGAACGUCUGCAAAAAUUUAUUUUUAAUAAUACUCCAGAAAAAGCUCUUAAUGCUUUAACAAACAUUGAGUCAAUUUAUUUUGAAUUAAACAACAAUGCAUUGGUUUCAGAUUCGUCAAAGUAUGUUAAAGCUUCUGACAACCAACCAACUGUUAAUUGCAGUGUUGACACUGCCAUUAUUGCAUCUAGUGAUGUUGCAUCAGAUGUUGUCGCAGUAACUGAUUUUGAAAUAACUGAUUUUGAAAUAGCUGAUGUUACAAUAAAUGAUGUUGCAAUAACUGAUGUUGCAUCAACUGUUAAAACUAAUGAGGCUCAAACAAAUGUUGUUUCAAUAACUCAAUCUAAUGAGCAGUGUUCUUUUGAGAAACCUUUUACAGAAGAGUUAUUUUUUGCCAGAAUACCAAAGGUCCGUGGCAGGCCAGCUGCGACCAAACAGCGAGCAUUUAAAAUGUUUGGUAAUAAAACAACUAAGCCAUCAUCUUUAAUGCCAAAGAUCUCAGAAUCUCUGCAAAACAGUACAACAGAAAGUAGUGUAGGCCAAUUUCAACAAAAUGACAAUUGCAAGGAAUGUGGCUUUGUUGAUCCUCCUAAAAAAAGAACUAAAACAGUUCCUUGGAUUCAAUGCGAUCAUUGUAAUGGUUGGUAUCACUCUUAUUGUUCUGGUCUCAACAAGAAACUCAAGUCAAGUGAACAGUUUAGGUGCAAACAAUGUGGUUAGUACAUUGAAUACUUUUCAACAUAUGGUUUUUACAUAAACUAUUAGUGUAAAAUGAUGUUUUUGUGUUUAUAUAGUUAUAUAUUAUAAUUUAUAUUUAUAUAUUUAGCA